AAAAGAGUGGUAAAGAACUGUAGGGUAGGAAACUGUAGGGGAUCAAAACCUUUGUAAUCCCAAUAUCCUAUCCAGUAUCUGCUCUUUUCUCACCCAAUUCUUUUUCUUUUCUAACAGCACAACAAUACCUUCAAAGCCAAUUCAAUCUUUCUGUCUUGCUUUUGACUUCUUCUUCUUCUCUCUCACUCCUUCCUUCCCUCCCGUAUCGAAUUCUCAAGCUGCCAAUGGAGAUUCUAUCUUCUUCUUUAUGCGCAACCCACGGCGGCGGCCUAGUCAAUUUUUGUGGCGGUGGCUCCGUCGCUGUUCUUGGCUUCCCUCUCCAACAUCUCAAGACUCAACCCCUUCCUGAUUCUAAAAAAAGGCAGAGUUUUGGGGUCAUAAAGGCUUCUGUUGCCAAGACAGAAGUUGCACUUCUCAGAAUUGGCACUAGAGGAAGCCCUUUGGCACUCGCUCAAGCUCACGAGACACGUGACAAACUCAUGGCUUCCCACCCAGAAUUAGCUGAAGAAGGGGCUAUCAAAAUUGUUGUAAUAAAAACAACUGGUGAUAAAAUACUGAGUCAGCCCCUUGCAGACAUUGGUGGGAAAGGCUUGUUCACAAAAGAAAUUGAUGAGGCUUUAAUAAAUGGUGAUAUUGACAUUGCUGUCCACUCAAUGAAGGACGUUCCGACUUAUUUACCAGAGAAGACGAUUCUACCUUGCAACCUUCAACGUGAGGAUGUUCGUGAUGCAUUUAUUUCCUUGAGUGUGUCUUCCUUGGCUGAGCUUCCUGCUGGGAGUGUUGUUGGUACUGCAUCACUCAGAAGAAAGUCACAAAUACUCCACAGAUAUCCAUCGCUCAAGGUGGAGGAGAAUUUCCGGGGCAAUGUACAGACACGAUUAAGAAAACUUAAUGAAGGGUUGGUCCAGGCUACUUUAUUAGCAUUAGCUGGACUCAGACGCUUGAGCAUGACAGAAAACGUUACUUCCGUUCUUUCAAUUGAUGAAAUGCUUCCAGCAGUUGCACAGGGGGCUAUUGGAAUUGCAUGUCGACGCAAUGAUGAAAAAAUGGCCAAUUACCUAGCUUCUUUAAAUCAUGAGGAAACACGACUGGCAGUUGCGUGUGAGAGGGCCUUUCUGGAGAAAUUGAAUGGGUCGUGCCGUACUCCUAUUGCUGGCUAUGCUUACAAAGACGAGGAUGGUAAUUGCAUAUUUAAAGGAUUAGUGGCGUCUCCUGAUGGAACACGCGUGCUUGAAACAUCUAGAAAAGGCCUAUACGUUUUUGAAGAUAUGGUUAUGAUGGGGAAGGAUGCUGGCAAGGAACUUCUGUCUAGGGCAGGUCCAAGCUUCUUUGAUUCUUGAGUAAUUUGACAACAAUGCGGGGUAAAAAGAGGAAAGCUCGAGGCUUCUGGUUUAACCUUUAGGAUUUGUCUUCAUCAACUUCAUUCAUUCUUCCGAGUCUUUGUUUGUUGUAUUUCUAGGAAUAGCUAUUAUUUGGUAAUUUUUGGCGAAUGAUGUGAGAAGGUUGGAUUUUUUACGUGUAAUUUUAAUUAUUCGAGUCUUUGUUGUGCGUGCUUUGCAUGCGGACGAAAAAGUAAUAAUAGUAAAUAACUUUUAAUGGG
Durio zibethinus is the source of this 1600-nucleotide messenger RNA. RefSeq names its product porphobilinogen deaminase, chloroplastic. Gene Ontology annotation, biological process: heme biosynthetic process. Gene Ontology annotation, molecular function: hydroxymethylbilane synthase activity. NCBI's taxonomy places the organism in Eukaryota, Viridiplantae, Streptophyta, Magnoliopsida, Malvales, Malvaceae. Gene Ontology annotation, cellular component: cytoplasm. The record is from RefSeq and is a predicted model, not a curated record.